Amoebophrya sp. A25 is the source of this 1369-nucleotide messenger RNA. The record is from the annotation of a GenBank genome assembly. NCBI's taxonomy places the organism in Eukaryota, Dinophyceae, Syndiniales, Amoebophryaceae.
GGUACAUUUAGCUGUCAUUUAAAUCCUGAAUGCAGUAGAAGGACAUGUCGUCCGGUGCUGACAAUGCGACUAGCAGCGAAGAAACUUCGUGUUUCCCAGGCACGACCGUCCUGGGCCAGUCGGGCAUAUUCGUGUACCGCCAAGCAUGCGGUGGCUCCGGAGCAACCAGCGAUCAUGCAGGUGUCGGCUGACAAGCCAGAACCGUGGACCGUGAACCCUCGUUAUCGGCGUGCGCACCAAGCCGAUGCGGUUUGGCGGUUCCUGCAGUUGGCGGGCGAAAUAGCGCCUGAGUUCGAGUUUUAUGUGCUUCCGAAGCACUCACGGUUUCCGCUCAUUGUGAGGCGCCGUGGAUCGGAGAAGAGAUCUCCACUCGACGGGCUGUGGAGCAUGUUGCAGAUUCGGUCGACAUGGAGGGCCUCAGAAAAAGCUGCUAAGACAACCGGCGGUGUGUGGUACUGCGCAAGGAACGGUGCGUAUGAAACGAUGCCUCAGGUUCCGAACGUUGUCUUCUGUACUUUCUCGUCGUCGUGCUUCGUUUUUUCCGGAGACAGCCUUGGGACCUGUUUGUUGACAAAACCCGGCUCGGCCAACGAAAUCGAUCUAUCACGAAGCGCAGAUCAGCUCCGCCAGUGGUUGCAGGAAGCAUACCCCACUCAGAUUAAUGCCUCCAUUUCCGGGACACUUGAGAGUCUGAUGCUUCGGGCCGCCACCACUAAAGCCAUUGUGACACAGCGCCGGCUGCUUGUUCAGGCAUUGCACCUGCCCGUUUUGCAGGAGUGGUCAUUCCAUACGGGAAGCGUGCGGGGAGCUACGGAUUACCAUGCGACACUCGCGGGCCGACGGAUUCUUGUGCGAGCCCCAGAGAACCGCUCCGGGUCGCCGACUAGUCUCUUCCAAAAGACUCGGCUUUACUACGACACCGUCAUUAGAGGCACGGGCUCGGCGUGGCGACAACCAAUCGGCGUGGAUUACCUGCUACUCAUGCUUUGCAGCGCGAAUUCGACCGCAACGCUAACUGGGAUCGGCGUUUUGCCUAUGGCACUGCUGAAACGGCGGCAAGGCACCGGGAAAACAUCAAGACGUCUCACUAGCAGGAAGCUGAUGCUGCUUCUCGAGAAUGGCGCGAUAAUAGGAGGCGACUUUGAAGGUCUGGAAGACUAUUUUUAUUUUCUGAGCAAAAGAGAAGUUUCUGCUUCUGGACAGGUAGAUGAGGCACAAAGGCCUGAAGAAGAGGAAGACUUCCACACUUUCAUUUACCGUAUUUUCGACGAGUGGGACGGAGAUGAAAAAACAGCUGGACUUUCAGAUGGAAGUUUCGACUUUAACACAAAACUAGGUCUGACAGAGGCGGAAAGACGUAUGUCCUGAG